GCAUCGGCAACAGACGAAGGAAAAUGCAAAUGCGUAACGAAAGACAAAACCGUUUGGAGUAAGACGCCGUUUCAAGUACAUCAAACUCCUUCUCACAAUAUUUUACGUCAAAGAAGUGGCCCACAUAGAUCUACAGAAACUUUAUCAAUAAGAGAUACUUUCAAAAAAAUUAUUAUACUCGAAAUGGUAGAUCUUAUUGUUCGGUAUAUUAACAAAAAAAGCCAAGAAAAUGUGUGAUAAUUAUAACGCGAAGAAUCCGGAUUCGCAGCAAUCGUGGAAGCCAAUAACUAUACAAGAGAUAUGAAGAAUGACAAGAUAAUUGAAAAAGCUCUUAUAAAUAUGGCUCAACUUAUGUUAUUGGAGGAAUAUUUACCAUCUGUCAUGGAAGCGAUAAAACAUUGUCAUCCAACUGUAAGUAAAUCAAUGGAAGGAUGUGCGUUAGCAUACGACUAUUACAAAUGUUUCCAUGAUUAUGAUCCAACGAUUGCCAUGUAUGCAUAAAAAUAUUUUGGACUCUUUUUCGGAUAAAUAUGAAUGCAACUUUGGUUCAUAUUUAUAAAUCAUAUGAGGAGGAUUUCAGUAUGACCAAGCAUUAGAUUAUAAAAUACUUGCAUUGGAUUUAAAAAUUGAGAAAUUACAAACAUGUAAAAAUAAAUAUUAUGUGUUAAUUACACACAACUUAUAUCUUAAUGA
This is a messenger RNA of Monomorium pharaonis (pharaoh ant), 693 nucleotides long. RefSeq lists its product as uncharacterized. The transcript has 4 exons. Gene Ontology annotation, molecular function: odorant binding. The record is from RefSeq and is a predicted model, not a curated record. The coding region runs from base 301 to 501 and encodes 66 amino acids. NCBI's taxonomy places the organism in Eukaryota, Metazoa, Arthropoda, Insecta, Hymenoptera, Formicidae.